This is a messenger RNA of Rosa chinensis, 1474 nucleotides long. Its product is annotated as immune-associated nucleotide-binding protein 9. Lineage: Eukaryota; Viridiplantae; Streptophyta; Magnoliopsida; Rosales; Rosaceae. The record is from RefSeq and is a predicted model, not a curated record. The transcript has 6 exons. The coding region runs from base 174 to 1181 and encodes 335 amino acids. Gene Ontology annotation, molecular function: GTP binding.
CAGGACUUCAUUCGCACUCAGAGACUUCUCUUUUGUUAUCUUCUCUGCCUCUCUCUCUCUCUCUCUCCCUGUGUGGCCUCCGAGAGAGAGUCUCUGUGCUCCUGGCUUCGCUCCUUUUCCUCUACCUGAGUUGAGUUUCCUUUCGAGACGAUCUUGUUUUCUGAUUUUAUACGAUGGGUGGAAGUUCGAUUGAUGAUGACUGGGAGCUUCCCUUUUCCAAUGCUGCUCGCACUGUGGUCUUAGUUGGACGCACUGGUAAUGGAAAAAGUGCGACAGGCAACAGCAUUCUUGGCAAAAAAGCUUUCAAUUCCAAGCGUAGCUCUAAUGGUGUCACGAGCACCUGUGAAUUAAAGACUGCAAUCUUGAGAGAUGGACAGCAAGUUAAUGUUAUAGACACUCCUGGUCUUUUUGAUUAUUCUGCCAAAUCAGACUUUAUUGGCAAAGAAAUUGUCAAAUGCAUUAAUUUGGCCAAGGAUGGAAUCCAUGCUGUUCUUGUGGUUUUCUCAACUAGAACUCGCUUUUCACAAGAAGAGGAGUCUGCAAUCCUUAGCUUGCAAACUCUGUUUGGAAGUAAAAUCUUUGACUAUAUGAUUGUUGUCUUUACGGGAGGAGAUGACUUUGAAGAAAAUGAUGAGACUUUGGAAGAUUAUUUGGGCCGUGAUUGCCCGGAGCCUUUAAAGGAAAUCCUUGGUCUGUGUGGAAAUCGUCGUGUGCUUUUUGAUAACAAGACUAAGGAUGAAAGCAAGAGGGUCGAACAAGUGCAGCAGCUUCUCGCGCUUGUAAACUCGGUUAUAGCACAGAAUGGUGGGCGGCCAUACACAGAUGAGAUAUUUGCUGAAGUUAAGAAAGGGGCUAUGAAACUUCGUGAUCAACAAGAAGAGGUUGCUUCUUUGAAGGGGUAUUCAAAACGAGAAAUAUCUCAUUUGAAUGAGCAGAUGCAGCUUGCACAUGAUCUGCAGCUUAAACGAAUUACUGAGAUGGUUGAAUUAAAGAUGAGAGAAACAACUAUGAUGCUCGAACAAAAGUUAGCAGAUGAACAUGCUGCACGACUAAGAGCUGAAGAGACUGCCCAAGAGGCUCAACAAAGGUCUGAGGAUGAAAUCCGAAAGCUUAGAGACGAUCUACAAAAAGCAGAGGAGGAGCUUCGGAAAAGAGUUGAAAGCAAGUGUGCUAUUCUUUAAUGUAACGAUUGAUGGGCUAUGUGGUAAGGAGAUCGUGAAGUUUGUGGCAACUGGCUGCGACAUAUGGUUUAUGAUGGCUAUGGUAUCCUGUGUAAAUGUGAAAGAAGCUGGCUCACAGUUGGAAUUUUUAUAUCUAAACGUACUUUUCCCCUUUUUAUAUGAGAUGCUGGGUUGUUUGAGUGGGAUUUCCACAUUCUUUGUAGACUUUGAAAGACGGGAUCAGCAACCCAUGUGAUUUCAGUAGUGUUUUAUGAUCAUCUCUUUUGUUUCAUGAGUUACAUCUAAAAGUAAUA